This is a messenger RNA of Hemicordylus capensis (graceful crag lizard), 2202 nucleotides long. It is a transcript of the gene EN1, whose product is annotated as engrailed homeobox 1. Gene Ontology annotation, cellular component: nucleus. The coding region runs from base 292 to 1470 and encodes 392 amino acids. The record is from RefSeq and is a predicted model, not a curated record. Gene Ontology annotation, molecular function: DNA-binding transcription factor activity, RNA polymerase II-specific; RNA polymerase II cis-regulatory region sequence-specific DNA binding. Gene Ontology annotation, biological process: regulation of transcription by RNA polymerase II; neuron differentiation; multicellular organism development. Lineage: Eukaryota; Metazoa; Chordata; Lepidosauria; Squamata; Cordylidae. The transcript is spliced from 2 exons.
CUUUUUCCCCCAUGAGAGGGGGGAGAGAGAGUGGAAAUAUAAGAUAACUGCAAAAAAAGCGAACUCCUCCAAAUGUCUGAGUCUUUGGAUAUCUCUCUCUAGAUUCCGCUCCGAGCCAACAAGUGGAUUUUAUUUUGUAUUUUCUAUUUUCCCCCACUUCUUCUUAAGAAAAAAGUAUAUAUACGUAUAUAUACAUCUAUCCCACCGCCGCCUGGCAGCGGGGUGGGGGGACUCCAGAAGGUGGGGUGGGGAGAGAAAAAAGGCAGCGGUCUCCGGAGGUGGCGGCUGACUAUGGAAGAGCAGACGGACAGUAAAAGUCAGCGAGACUCUGCUCCGACGCCCGCCAGCCACAGCCAUAGCCACAGCAGCGGCGGCAGCAGCAGCAGCAGCGAUGGAGAGAGCGUCCCGGUGUCUCCGAGCCACGCGCCCUUGUCUCCGGCAGCGCCUUGCCUCGUCUCCCUGCCCCAUCUCCCCCAUCACCACCACCACCAUCACCACCACCACCACCACCUCCAGCAGCAGCAGCAGGCGCCUCCGCCUCCCCAGCAGCAGCAGCAGCAGCAGCAACAACAGCAGCGGCCGCCACCCCAGCAGCAGGCACCGCAGCCCCAGCCGCAGCAGCACCGCACCACCAACUUUUUCAUCGACAACAUCCUGAGGCCGGACUUUGGCUGCAAGAAAGAGCAGCUCUUGAUCCUCGCCGGGACUGCCGGAGGAGGAGGAGGAGGAGGAGGUGGCGGCGGCGGCGGCGGCCGGGACAGAGACCUAGACCGCGCGGCCAGCUCAGGUAGAGAAAAUGUCAACCCACUGCUCGGCAGGCCCCCCAACCCGGCCUCCUCUCUCCUUAGCGCGGAUUCGCACGACAACAGCUCCUCCACGGCCUCCUCCAAAGCGAGCCCCGCCGCGGAGGCAGCGGUAGGGACGGCCAAGCCCCCCUCCUCCUCCUCCACCUCCUCCUCCUCCUCUUCCUCUUCCUCCUCCUGCUCGGAAGGGAGUGGAACUCACCCGCCGAAGUAUGGGGAGCACGCCAGCCCCACCAUCCUCCUCAUGGGCGCCAGUAAUGGAGGAGCUGUUGCCAAGAGCGAUAGUCAACAGCCGCUGGUAUGGCCUGCCUGGGUUUACUGCACUAGGUAUUCAGACAGACCAUCCUCGGGUCCCCGCACGAGGAAACUGAAGAAGAAAAAGAACGAGAAGGAAGACAAGAGGCCGCGGACCGCUUUCACGGCGGAGCAACUCCAAAGACUCAAGGCGGAAUUCCAGGCGAACCGCUACAUCACCGAGCAGAGGCGGCAGACCUUGGCCCAGGAGCUGAGCCUCAACGAAUCGCAGAUCAAGAUCUGGUUCCAGAACAAGCGGGCCAAGAUCAAGAAAGCCACCGGCAUCAAGAACGGCCUCGCCCUCCACCUUAUGGCCCAAGGACUAUACAAUCAUUCCACCACCACCGUGCAAGACAAAGAGGACAGCGAAUGAGCGAGCCCACUGCCUGCUCCAGAGACGCUUUGAUGCUUAAUAUUAUUAUUCUAAUUAUUAUUCUAAUAUUAUUAUGAAUUUGGUCGCCAGGGAAGUCAGAGCAUUACGCGACGGAAAGGACAAUGUGGAACGCAAAACAAACAAAAGGACUUCUUCACCGCGAUGACACGUUUGAGGGGGACUUAGAAGGGUGCUAUUUAAAGAAGAAGAAGCAGAAGCAAAUUUAUUGUCUAUUCAUAGUUAUAAGGAUUCCGAUUUUAAAACAAACAAACCCGAACUCUUGCAAAAAUUAUCUAUAUAGCCAAACAUCGUAUGAUCUUGUAUAUAUUUAAUUUCAGGUAAGAAAAAAAUAACAAUGUGUAGCGUUUUCUAUUCGCUCAACCGUUGAGUGCUCUCCCCCACCCACUUUCUUCUUUGGUCUUGACCCCCCCCCUGUUUGUUUUCUUAAUUAUUAUCCCCCACCAACAUCUUGGUUCUGAAGUACGUGUCUGGCGCUCUCCAACGUUGCUUUUCUCCCGUCCACCCCCGCCGCCCACUCCCCAUGUGUUUUUGUGUGUGCCUUUUUCUAUCCUUGUUUUGCGUGCGUGCGUGUGUUGUUUCUUUUUCUGAGGAAGAAUAAUAACAAAUAUGACCCACAGACUGCGAGACUGAACCCCUUGCUGCAAGCCAAAGAUUUUUUUUCUUAUGUUCAGAAAUCUGUAGUCUGAAAUAAAGUGUAGAUUGUGUUCAGGA